CGUGAUACGGAUAUAGAUAUACAUAAGUUGUUAUUUAGUAUUGUUAUCAUUAUUACAAACAUUAGUAGAUGCGUGAAGAAGGGUCUUGUGUUGUUUGCGGUUUUGUCCCAAUUUUUUAAAUCGUGACAGAAGAGAAAGAGCGAAAAGGGGAAAGGGUUUCGAUUUCGGAAGAGGAAUAUUAAUACUGAGUAGCUUGUGAAAGAGAGGGUUCAGUCUUCCACAAUGAAGACGACGAAGGGUGGCAAGGUCAUGAACCCAACCGAUGCUUACCGGAAGGAGCUUCGGAAGAAAGAAUUGAAGAGGAAUAAGAAGGAAAGAAAGAAGGUGAGGGAGGUGGGGAUUUUGAAGAAAGAUCCUGAUCAGUUGAAGAAGCAGAUUGAGAACUUGGAGAUGAUGAAGGCUGAUGGUGCUUUGGAUAAAGCAAGAAAGCACAAGAAGAGACAGCUACAAGACACACUUAACCUUGUCCUAAAGAAAAGGAAGGAAUAUGAAGAUAAAAUGCGGGAGAAGGGUGAGGCCCCAGUAAUGUUCAGUCAUUUGGGGCCUCCUCGAAGGAGAACAACUGCAGAAGAAGAAGAGAGGGUUAAACACCCAAAGCCUGAGGAUUCUGUUUAUUACCAUCCUACAUUAAACCCUACUGGGGCUCCACCACCAGGGAAGCCUCCUAUGUUUAAAUCAUCUAUAGGGCCAAGAAUUCCUUUAUCUGGUGCUUCAUCCAGUGCUGCGGCUUCAUCCUCGGCAAUGGAGACAGAGGAUGAUGUAUUAGCUGUACCUCCACCUCCUCCACCGCCCCCACUGCCUGAUGGUAGCAAUUCAAGUUCAGCAGAUGGCACUGUUUUACCUGCAUCUUUACCAUUGCCUCCUCCCCCUCCCAUGCCUCCAAAGCCUGCUAGUGCCGUAUCUACAUCAUUACCACCACCCCCUUUGCCACCUCCACCUCCUGGUCCCCCACCUAAAGAUCAAGUUGCAAAUCGUCCUAUUCCUCCUCCACCUCCUCCCCUUCAACAAGUUCAGCCACCUCCACCUGGCACUAGUGGAGGUGAAGGGAGAAAUCAGUCUACAUUAACAGAUGAUUCACCUUCCAAGGAUCCUAGUCAGGGGCAGCUUCCUCCACCUCCUCCUCCUCCUAAUCAGGUGCCACCCAAGACUGGUAUGAUUCAGUCUGAUGGUUCUGUUUCAACGGAGAGUAAGAAUUCCCUAUCAAACCAGGAGAUUCCAAAAAUGGUUGCCGGGCAUCCUCCUCCAAGGCAACAACCUCCUGUUCCAGGACCUGCCUUAAUCCCAAGUUUACAGCCUGAUGUAUUACCCCCAGGAAUAUCCCGUUUCCCACCACCCCCACCACCACCUGACAUGAGGCCUCCUUUACCUGGGGCAGUACUCCCUGGUCAGGCACCACCACCUGGAAUGAUGGUUCCCCUAAUCCAUAGGCCACCAUAUGGCCCUCCACCUGGUCCUCCACCAAUGAUGAGGCCUCCACUUCCACCUGGUCCUCCUCCAAACUUCCAGGAAGAGGAUCAUAUGGCAAUUCGGCCGCCUCUUCCCCCUCCGAAACCAUCUUAUGUUAAAUCUGCUGCUUCUACUGUUGUUAAAAGGCCAUUGGCGCAGCACACUCCAGAACUCACAGCUAUGGUUCCUGCAUCUGUGCGAGUGAGAAGAGAAACUGCAAUGAGUAAAACAAAACCGAAACCAGCAGUGCUAACCUCUAGGACGGUAUCUGGGACAUCAGGGCCAACUAUUGUAAAAUCAGAGUCAGUGAACUCGUCAUCAGCUCCAAAAGCACAGAGCAUUGAUGACUCUUAUACGGCUUUUUUGGAGGACAUGAAAGCCCUUGGUGCACUUGAUGGUUGAGAUUACCACACGAGUGGCGGUGCGGUUAAUGGUGAUGGAUGUGCUCAAUGGAAUUUGUUUAUGUUCAAAUAUUCACUCUCUUGACCUCACUCAAUUUUUUGUUCUUGAUGAAAGUUAAUCAAGAUCGUCUACACUCGUUACUCUAA
Vigna radiata var. radiata (mung bean) is the source of this 1994-nucleotide messenger RNA. RefSeq names its product formin-like protein 5. Gene Ontology annotation, biological process: mRNA cis splicing, via spliceosome. The coding region runs from base 223 to 1848 and encodes 541 amino acids. NCBI's taxonomy places the organism in Eukaryota, Viridiplantae, Streptophyta, Magnoliopsida, Fabales, Fabaceae. Gene Ontology annotation, cellular component: spliceosomal complex. The transcript is spliced from 9 exons. The record is from RefSeq and is a predicted model, not a curated record.